AUGAAUCGCGUGUCUAAUAUAAGAAGUAUCCAAACUUUGAAUGAAAAAGAAUUAACAUCAGGAGCUGCUGGUGAUUAUACUAAAUCAUGGCAUCGACAAUAUAAAGAUUCAGCCUGGAUACAUAUAAAUGGUCUGUCUUAUGACUUAACAGAAGGUGAUGUUAUUGCUGUAUUUUCACAAUAUGGUGAAAUUGUAAAUAUAAAUUUAGUUAGAGAUAUUAAAACAGAUCAAAGAUCAACUAUUUUGGCUGUUGAUAAUUUAAAUGGAAUAACUUUAUGUAAAAGAAUUUUAAAAGUUGACCAUGUAGAACAGUAUAAAGUUCCUAAAUUUAAGGAAUCUCUUGAUAAAGAUAUGAAGAAAAUUUUAGAAGAAGGUUGCGCACCAAAGCUAAUAAAAUUAAGUGAUGAAGAAGUUAAAAGGUUACAGAAAGAAGAACAAGAAAGAUAUAAAAAUGUUGUUAAAAAGUGUGAUGAAGUGUUACCUUUUGAUGUAGAUUCAGUUGAUCCUGACUUAUUAAAAACAAUGAAGAAAAUUAAAAAACGUGAGAAAAAAGAGGCAAAACGCGAAGAAAAGUUACGGAAACUGGAGAAACGUCUUGCUUCGGCGGAGGCAGACAAAGGUGACCCAGAUAAAAUUGAUCAUUGGAGUUCGAAACGAGUUAAACUUGAUAAAGUAAUUGGUGAAAAAGAUCUUUACAAUAGUAAUCCAAACUUUAUGUUCAAUAAGGAAAAGAAACUUGCCCCACCUCCACCUUCACAUAAUGUAAGGCCUAAUUUUGAGAAGGCAGAUUGGCGUGAUAUUGAAUUAUUUAAAAUUGUUCGGGAACAAGAUAAGAUAGUUCAUGGAGAAAAAACACAUAAAUGGAAAGAGCCCGAAGCAUUUAUUCCAAAAAGAUUGGCGAAAUAA
This is a messenger RNA of Strongyloides ratti, 906 nucleotides long. Its product is annotated as RNA-binding motif protein, X-linked 2. Gene Ontology annotation, biological process: mRNA splicing, via spliceosome. The transcript has 3 exons. Bases 1 to 906 code for a protein of 301 amino acids. Gene Ontology annotation, molecular function: RNA binding. Lineage: Eukaryota; Metazoa; Nematoda; Chromadorea; Rhabditida; Strongyloididae. Gene Ontology annotation, cellular component: U2 snRNP; precatalytic spliceosome; catalytic step 2 spliceosome. The record is from RefSeq and is a predicted model, not a curated record.